Paramuricea clavata is the source of this 3085-nucleotide messenger RNA. The record is from the annotation of a GenBank genome assembly. Lineage: Eukaryota; Metazoa; Cnidaria; Anthozoa; Malacalcyonacea; Plexauridae.
AGUUAUCAAGACUCAGGAGAUCAACGGCUUUACAAAAAUAUUCACGUAAACAGUUCCAGAACAUGGCGGACAAAUAUUGUUGAGUUGUAGACUACACCAUGGCUAUUCGAAGCCGUUUUCGUUCACUUCUUGGUUUAGAGGUAAGUGUUAUAUUACACAACUACUUCAGAUAUAUAGCUAGCCAGAAUACCUUUAGCGUUGUAUAACAAUUUCUCAAUGCAGAAUAAUACGGGGAAUUGAAUUUAAUAUGCGGAACUUGUACCUUGUAAAUGGAGUAUAAACAUGUCUAUUAUGAUUGGUAUUUAUUUCAUUUAUGUAGCACACGAGAAAAGAACUAGAUAGUGGAAGUUUGGAUGAAAACAGCAUUGGAACAGCUGUGUUUAAGGUGAUUCAUUUAUAGAAUUCUGGUGUAUGAGAAGUCUGUUUUUCAAAGUAUACAAAAUGUUUAAAUUGUUUACAAUGUAUGCUCAAUAAUUGAAAGGCACUCAUCCAUUUAAUAUUGCACUUUACCUGAUUUGAUUGCAAGUAUGGCUAUAUGUGAAUGAUUGGUCUUUUUGUUAUUGCAGUAUUUGGCAAAUGACAAAUGUCAUAAAUCUGGUUUUUAAUUAACAGUACAAUAAUAUAUUAGCCCAAUACUUUCCCAGUUAUAAAGCAAAUGCUGAAGACAUGCAUGAGCUUCUUAGGGGGUAUCUGGAGCUAUGCUCACCUGGGUAAAUUUUGAAAUCUGAGCUAUUAAGCUCCAGUUAUCCAUUGAGCAAUCGGUCAUUGGUUUAAUUUGUCCCCCAACCUUUUUUCGCUGACAAAACUAGGAAUAUUUAUGAAACAUUGCUAAUUAACACAUACAACAAGCUUAUGCAUGACAACAUAACAAAAUGUAUAACACCAUUUUGAAGAUUGGUGAGUUAUUAAUUAAAACACCAAUGCUGGAAAAUGUUCAAAUUGGGACGUUUUUAACAAAAUGUCUUCCUAGGAAAUUUUUUGUCAUUUAGAAUAUAAUAAAAUGCCAUACAAUCAAAUUGCAUGUCAUGUGUGGAGAUUGAUGAUGGUAGUACAGCACACUAUCUGAAACCUAGUUCUUGUAGGAAAUGUGUCAUUUUUAUCUUUGCUUCUUUUAGGACGGAGAAAGAGAAUUUGAAAAUGAUCCAUUAAGUAAUGAUGAGGUGACUGCCACAAGUUUAUUGUGGAUUAAACAGUAGUUAGUUGACUAUCACAUUCUUACUGACUAUUUCAUAUUUAUUGCUUAGGUCAUUUCAACAAUAGAGGAGAUAUAUUUUCACGAGGUUGAUUCAUUUGAUCCAAGUGAUCAUGAGCUGAAGGUAAUUUCUAACAGGAUCUCAAGAUUAGUGUUAAUGUGAAAUUAUGCAAUAUAUAUGGGCUGAAACAAACUACGACUACAGUACAUGUAACCUCCAUAUAAAUAGACACAUUGGGGACCAUAGUUUGCUGAACAACCAUUGUUUAUAAAUUUGGAGGUGUCCAAUUAUGUCCAUUACCUAUCUAACGACGUUCUGCAGCUUAGCCCCAUCAGGGCAUUAGCCAGAAGUAAAAAAAAUCCGCGUUUACCUGAAAUUGGGAAAUUUAUUUUAAAUUUUUUUCUCAGAAAUUUUUUUUUUACUCACCAAGGCGAUCUAAUCUUGCACAUUUAUUUAAUUAUUGAGUUUAUUGGGUUCAGUGGCGGAAAUUCACUUUUUCAGUUAAGGCAGGGCUCAAGAUUUGAAUUUUUUACUUGUAUCCAAGUGGAUACAAGGGUCUUAAAAUCUAGUAUUCCUAUUCGAAAUUUAGUAUCCCAGAUUUGGGUAGUAGGUAUUUCGAUAAGCGGUAUAUCCAAACAAGGUAAAUAACUGCCAGACAGGUCUGUAAGCAAGUACUACAAAACAUCUUAUCAUUUUUUUGACUAACAUUUUGCCAUGACAUACAAACUUCGCCAAUAUAUUCGAUUUUUUUAGUACCCCAUCGGGAUACUAAGCCUAUAAUAUCUAGUAUCCAAAAUUAAAAUCUGGUAUCCCAUGGAUAUCGGGAUACCGCUAAUCUUGAGCCCUGAUUAAGGGGGGGGGGGGGAGCAAAGCCUCCUAAAUUUCCGACAAAACUUUCAAAUUUCCGACAAAUCUCCCUAUUUGCACUCGAAAAGGCUGUUUUUAGCCCUUUUUCAGGUCAAAAUUUCCGAAAAUUCAUCAUUUUCCGUGAAGGUGGGGUUGGCCAUUGAUCGAGUAUCUCACUCACUGGUGAAUGGAUAUUGCCCAACGAGGUAUCUACGAUUUUAAUGUCCUUGUCCGAGAAGAUGCGAACGUCUGACCAUAUACUGUACUGAUGUCAAUGUAAGGGUGGCGCUUUCUCCUCAGUUAUUUAAAGACCUUGAGUAGAGUUGUUAACAAGGCUCGAACCCUGGUCUCCCAGCUUGAAAGGCAAGUGUGAUAACCACCAUAUCACAAGUUCUGGUGUUAAUUGAAGAUAUGCAACAAGAAUUGUUAACAAGGCUUGAACCCUGGUCUCCCAGCUUGAAAGGCAAGCAUGAUGACCACCAUAUUACAAGUACUGGUGUUAAUUGAAGAUAUGCAACAAGAAUUGUUUGUUAAAUUCUGAAAUUUUCAUGUUAGAAACUACCAGAGGUGUUAAACAAAGAGGAACUGGAUGAGUACAGAAAUGUAUUAAGAAGACAAGCUCAAGCAGUAAGAUUUUACGUAUAGACAUUGCCAGAUUGUGCACAAUAAAAAAACAUGCUCAUGUCAAAAAGCUAUCAUUCAAUAGUACAUUUUAUUAUAGCAUAUUAGUUUUUUAGCAGACCAACCAGAUAUUGCCCUGAGUUACUGUAUAGGGAUGAACAAACACGAACGUUUUAGUUUGGUCAGGCCUUUUGUUAAAUUUUCAGGUUUCCAAGAAACUGUACAUGAAAGUUCUGGAUAACCAGAAGGCGUAUAUGCAGGUUUGUAUAUUACUUAAUUGGCGUUUCUUCUGUUUGAAGUCCUCAAACAUUUCUUAUACUUACAAUUCUUCAAACAUAUACUUUUACUUUCUAGGAAUUGCAACGGGUUAUUGACAUCCAAGCGACUCUUGAACUCGCUAAAACAAUAUGCGAUAGUGGACGAAG